Epinephelus moara (kelp grouper) is the source of this 4484-nucleotide messenger RNA. It is a transcript of the gene lmbr1, whose product is annotated as limb development membrane protein 1. Lineage: Eukaryota; Metazoa; Chordata; Actinopteri; Perciformes; Serranidae. The record is from RefSeq and is a predicted model, not a curated record. Gene Ontology annotation, molecular function: transmembrane signaling receptor activity. Bases 146 to 1624 code for a protein of 492 amino acids. The transcript is spliced from 17 exons. Gene Ontology annotation, biological process: signal transduction.
CUUCGAUGUAAACUGUCUGUUAACCAGUCACAGCUAUUUUGCAGAGCGAAGAAGACACUGGAGUUGUUGUUGCCAUCGCUGCCAGUUGUACGAGCUAGCAUGUAGUGACCUGUAGCCUCCUUUUUCUGUAUUUGCAAUAUGAAGAAUGGAAGAAGACGAUGUUACUAUCAGAGAGCAGAAUUUCCACAGCCAAGUUCGAGAGUACAUCAUUUGCUUCCUCCUGUUUGCAGUCCUCUACAUCGUGUCCUACUGCAUCAUAACCAGAUACAAGAGGAAGAGUGAUGACCACGAGGAUGAGGAUGCUGUUGUCAAUAGAAUAUCAUUAUACUUGUGCACCUUCACCCUGGCAGUGUCGGGUGGUGCCGUCUUCCUACUGCCUUUCUCAAUCAUCAGUAACGAGAUCCUCCUCUCCUUCCCCAAAAACUAUUACAUUCAGUGGCUCAAUGGCUCCCUCAUCCACGGUCUGUGGAACCUGGUGUCACUGUUCUCCAACCUUUGCCUCUUCAUCCUGAUGCCCUUUGCGUAUUUCUUCCUGGAGUCUGAGGGUUUUGCGGGAUCCAAAAAGGGCAUUAGGGCGCGUAUUCUCGAGACCUUUGUGAUGCUCUUCCUGCUGGCUUUGCUCAUCCUGGGUAUCGUGUGGGUGGCAUCAGCGCUAAUUGACAAUGAUGCAGCCAGUAUGGAGUCACUCUACGAUCUUUGGGAAUUUUACUUACCAUACCUCUACUCCUGCAUAUCUCUGAUGGGAGGACUGCUGUUACUCAUGUGUACUCCUGUGGGACUGUCCAGGAUGUUCACCAUCAUGGGCCAGUUACUGGUGAAGCCAACAAUCCUGGAGGACCUGGAUGAGCAGAUUUACUGCAUCCAUUUGCAGGAGGAAGCCCUUCAGAGGAGAUUAAACGGAUUGUCCUCACACACUUAUCCCCGAGGAAGCUUUACUCACCAGCUCAACAAAGAACUGGACAACAUUCGAAAUCAGAGGAAUAAAUUGGAGAGAAGAAAGAAAGCAUCAGGUUGGGAGAAGAACUUGUUGUAUCCCAUAGUGAUGCUGAUCCUGCUCGCAGGAACGACAAUCUCAGUUCUCAUGGUGGCAUUGAAUAUCCUCUACCUUUUAGUGGAUGAAACUGCCAUGCCCAAGGGAUCCACGGACCGAGGCAUUGGGAACACCUCUCUGUCCACAUUUGGUGUGGCUCAGGCAGUGCUGGAGAUCAUCCUCAUGUUCUACUUGAUGGUGUCCUCUGUCGUUGGCUUCUACAGCCUGCGAGUCUUUGAGGGACUCACUCCCAAGAGCGAUGACACAACCAUGACAACGAUCAUUGGUUGCUGUGUGUCCAUCUUGGUCCUCAGUUCAGCGCUGCCAGUGAUGUCCAGAACUCUUGGUAUUACCAGGUUUGAUCUCUUGGGAGACUUUGGGAGAUUUAAUUGGCUGGGAAACUUUUACAUCGUCCUUUCAUACAACAUGCUGUUUGCGGUCGUGACAACUCUCUGUCUUGUGAGAAAAUUCACCUCAGCGGUACGGGAGGAGCUUCUAAAGGCCUUAGGUCUGGAUAAAUUGCAACUGUCAAACAGCCCCACGGACCCUGAAUCUGGGAAGCUCUCGGCCAACGGGCAUCAGAAAACUCUGUGAAAGGGACGAUAGAUCAACACAUAGACACACACGUACACACACAUAGACACACACACACCUUAGCACAGCCAAAGGGAGAUUUCGACAGUACUGCCUGACUGCUGAAAGGUGAAAGGGAUUGGAAGGAACUUAAUAAACCCAGGCAGUGUCUGACGGAUGCCGCAAAUGGAGGCUGAGAGCAAUUUAGCUUCGUGACAUUCCAUCCUCUGCGUCUCGGAUGGAAGCUGGGACAGAGCCAGGGAUGAGACUGAGGAGUGAAAUAGACUGGCAUCACUGCAGUGACCUUGAUGUUGACCUCAACCGCGACUGUGACUUUAAACCACCCAUCUCUUGCUUCAGGGGCACUCCCCAACCCCCCAGCAUCCCUACCUGUUUUUCUUCUACAAUCUCCUUACCACUGCACUAGACAAAAUCAAGAGGGUAUAGCAGGUUUAACUAUGUCUUUUUUCUAAGUCUUACAUCUAACUAAGAGGCAAAGGGUUCUUUUCCAUCACCCUGCUCCUCCUCUUUACUCAGUAUAAUAAAUAGACCACCACAAUUCCUUUAGACUCAUUUUUUUAAUGUCGAUAUGUCCACGGUAAUCGGUGUCAGCGAUACACAGAGCAUUUGCAGUUUGUGGUCUCUAAUGAUUGGUCUUUGAUUGAUAUGUGAACUGAUCCAGGCAUGAUAAGGUAUCAUUUUUUUAUUUGUUUAAGCUCAAAAUGUGAAAACAAGAAAAUGUGCUUUGUGAAGCAUGAAAGAAGUCAGUUAUUCACUCAUCACAGCCAGUACAUAAACCUGCACGGCAUCAAUACAACUCACAUUAUAUGCAUCGGCACUGUCUUCCCUGAUGGGUCUCAGAUUUUAGCACCCGUGCUGUCAUUUGUCUUUUUUAUUUGGCUUUACUCAAGUGCGCUUUAACUUUAUCGAUGAUGUCAUUAGUUUGUAUGAAGUAGGGUAAGAACAUUUUUUUAGGUGCUCUAGAUUAGACUUGAGCUACUCUACAAAUGGGAAACUUAAUGGGAGUUGUGUCUACUUCGGUUCCAAAGAGCAGAAUGCUUUAGUGUAUUUGGAGCUGACUCUGUGGUUGUAUUUCCUGAAAUUUUAUUAUGCACAUGGUAAGAAAAUGUCAUCACAUUUUUGCUCAUCCCAAAAAAAAAUUAAGAAUUUAAAUUCACAGGGCACAGAAAAAAAUUGUCAAUUGUUUUUGUAAAUGUUGUAUUUACAUGUACAUAUUAUGUUGUGUUUCAUACCUCUUUUGCAUUAUUUGGAUGUAAAUAUUUGGGCUCUCGUUGAGCCCACUGAGGGUCUGACUCACUAAGCAAUCUGUAUUUUGUUGUACUUUUUUUUUUAAUAACACCUAAAUCGAAUGCAAACCUGUAACGGUCUUCACAUACAGAAUGCAUGAGUGAAAAAUGUGCAACUUUGCAGCCGGUAGAAAGACUUGGUGACUCAGGCCCCAUUUACAUGUAGAUGUAUUGCUGCAUAAUCUUCUGAACUGUGAUGUUCUUUGUCUCCAGAACCACCUUAAAUGCCUUAUACGACGAGCGUCUCGCAGGCUUGAUGUUAAGGUUGUUUCUUGUUCUGUGUCGUUUAUGUACAUGUACAUAUGUGUACAUGUACGUUGUUUGUCUCUAGACAGUUCCACUGUGAUCCCCUGUACGCCACCGAGUUCCUAGUCUAAAGCCAGCUGGAUAUAUCGAACACCUUGCUUUCUGCCAUGAAUGUUGUCACAGAAGCUCUUAUCUAGUCAGAGGCUCCAUUUUGAGACUCAUUCAUAACCCAUAAAACUUGAGCACUUGCUAGGAUAGGGCUGAGUGAUGUAAUGAUGUUUUUAUGGCAAUAUAAUUAUCGUGUUUUUAUGAUGACUAAAGUGACAUGAUGACAAAAGAAAUGGAACUGAGGAAAUUUUAAUUUAUAUAUGCAUUUGAAACGUUUGUUUCGCAGGACAGGAAAUGUUUUACAUCAAAGCUGUCUGCCAUUGGUUGUUGCUAUGUUACAAAGACUGGAUUUAAAGGAAAUGUAACUCUCAAUCACGAAACUCACGCUGAAGCCACCUUCUCAAAUAAGCAAAUCGGACCCAAGAAUGUUUUGUAAGAGGUGAUCUGUACAGCUUUUACCAUUCAAAGUCCAUGACCAUGUUUCUGAUUUUGAAAAAUGUUGUUUCAAGAGCGCAGUUUUACCCAAAUUAUAAACUGGCAGAAACAUUUGGUAAAUAUGUUUGGUAUGUUGUGUGCAAUUUAAUUUGUUAAGUACGUGUCUAAAGCUAUUUUAUUGUCGAAAGGACCAUGCUGAUGAUUUUGAAAAAUCAAUAUGGCUCAAUGUGUUAAAGCAAAGCAAAAAGGAUGAUACUGUAAAUUGGCAAAAGAUCAUUUUAACUGUUGGAUGAGUUGUUAAAAGUAAAAAGAAAUGUAUGACUUGAUUUGGAUGAACUACAUUAAUGAAAAUGGCCUGAGGUAGAUUUUAUUUUCCAGAUCCAUCCUAGUUGUGCACACAUCCACUCAGCUGCAGACUGGUUACACUGGGCUCUGUAUUACUUAGCAGGGAAGUGUCACUCCCGCAAUUAAACAUCACAAUCACUCCUCGCAGUAACUUCUGAGUUAAGAACUGAGAGGGUCAUUUACUAUUCGCGCAAGCUUUUCUGGUUGCCUUUACAGUACAUCUCUGUGUUGUGUGGGGGUUUCAGAAGUUGAGAGUUGGCCUGUACUGUAAGAGAAGCAGCUUUUUUUCUGUACUGUCUCUAUGUCAGUUGGUCUCUGCAUGUAAAUUUUGGUACAUGUUUUGUGAAUGUAUUUUUUUACAAUUUCUCAGUUUGCUAAAUGUAUGUUUCGUUAUUUUUUUGAUGUUUGUGUGUUUGCAAAUAAAAGUAGAAAAAUGCUUU